UCGCAGGAAAAUGAACAAGUAGUUGCGAGAACGGAAUCAGGAAAUAAUGGUGGAUCCAAUUCUGGCAGUGAACAGAAUACUGUUGGCUCUCUCACUGCAGAAGAACCCAAUGCUAAUAGUGUAGAACAGAAGUCUGAAAAUACACCAACUUCCCCCAACGAGAAUAGUACGCAAGGUACUAACGAUGCAGGCAACAGUAGUGCUGUUCAGAUUCAAGGAAGUACAGACAAAGAAUCUGAACCUGAGAAUGGCACUACACCCAAUACUAAUGAAGAAUCAAUCACCACCACCACCACUACAACAACAACACUUCCUCCUGAACUCACAAACAACAAGAAGGGUGAUGCAGACAGCAGCAGCAGUAUCAGCAGUUCUGUGUGGGUGCGUGUGCCACUACUGAUUGUGGUUACACUGGCCUGUAUUCUUGUGUGCUGCUUAUUGUAG
Molecule: messenger RNA, 444 nt
Organism: Trypanosoma theileri
Lineage: Eukaryota; Euglenozoa; Kinetoplastea; Trypanosomatida; Trypanosomatidae
Exons: 1
Source: RefSeq, a predicted model, not a curated record